This is a messenger RNA of Brassica oleracea var. oleracea, 1205 nucleotides long. Its product is annotated as probable WRKY transcription factor 11. Gene Ontology annotation, biological process: regulation of DNA-templated transcription. The transcript is spliced from 3 exons. The record is from RefSeq and is a predicted model, not a curated record. Lineage: Eukaryota; Viridiplantae; Streptophyta; Magnoliopsida; Brassicales; Brassicaceae. Gene Ontology annotation, molecular function: DNA-binding transcription factor activity; sequence-specific DNA binding. The coding region runs from base 81 to 1082 and encodes 333 amino acids.
UUCUUCUCUCUUCUCACCCACCAUCUCUCUCUCUCUGAUCCCUCUUCUCUGAUCUUCAAAAAAUAUACAGUGAAAUCAUAAUGGCCGUCGAUCUUAUGGGCUUUCCUAAGAUAGAUGAUAAAGCGGCUAUAGAGGAGGCUGCAUCGCAAGGUUUACAGAGCAUGGAGCAUCUGAUCCGUGUCCUCUCUAACCGUCCCGACAAACACAACAACGUCGACUGCUCUGAGAUAACCGAUUACACCGUUUCCAAAUUCAAAACGGUUAUUUCCCUCCUUAACCGUACAGGCCACGCCCGGUUCAGGCGAGGACCGGUUCACUCAUCUUCCUCCACCGCGGCGUCUCCUCAGAAACAACAGAGUCAGAUCGUUAAAAUCGCUCAAACGGAAGCUCCGAUAGUUUCUCAGCCGACGAGACCAGCGGCGGUUGUUGCGACACCGUCGAGGAUUGUUCAUUCGAAUCAGCCGAGCUUAACACUCGACUUCACUAAACCUACCAUCUUCGGAUCCAAGAGCUCUGAGAUUGAAUUCUCCAAGGAGAACUUCAGCGUCUCUUUAAGCUCCUCGUGCAUGUCGUCGGGGAUAACCGGCGACGGCAGCGUUUCUAAGGGAUCCUCAAUCUUCCUCACGUCGGCUCCGUCGCAGCCUGUCACUUCCUCCGGGAGGCCACCGUUAGCCGCUCAUCCUUAUAGAAAAAAAUGCCUCGAGCACGAGCACUCGCUCUCGGGGGACUUUUCCGGCAAGAUCUCCGGCUCUGGCUGCCCUUGCAAAAGACGUAGAAAAAAUCGGAUGAAGAGAACCGUGAGGGUGCCGGCGAUAAGCUCAAAGAUCGCCGAUAUUCCACCGGACGAGUAUUCAUGGAGGAAGUACGGUCAAAAACCGAUCAAAGGUUCACCACACCCACGUGGCUACUACAAGUGCAGUACGUUUAGAGGGUGUCCAGCGAGAAAACAUGUGGAACGAGCUUUGGAUGAUUCAACGAUGCUUAUCGUGACUUAUGAAGGAGAGCACCGUCAUAACCAGUCUGCGAUGCAGGAGAAUGUUUCUUCUUCAGGCGUUAAUGAUUUGGUGUUUGCUUCGGCAUGACUUUGACUUGUAUCUUUUUUUCUUGAGUAUUAGAGGGGUUGUUGGUGUGUAAAUCUUUUACUAAAAAAAUAUAUUUUGAUUAGAAACAAUUAAUCUGGUGAAAUGUAUUUUUACAAAAUAUUA